Larimichthys crocea (large yellow croaker) is the source of this 1200-nucleotide messenger RNA. It is a transcript of the gene haao, whose product is annotated as 3-hydroxyanthranilate 3,4-dioxygenase. The transcript is spliced from 11 exons. Gene Ontology annotation, molecular function: iron ion binding; 3-hydroxyanthranilate 3,4-dioxygenase activity. Gene Ontology annotation, cellular component: cytoplasm. The record is from RefSeq and is a predicted model, not a curated record. Bases 194 to 1057 code for a protein of 287 amino acids. Gene Ontology annotation, biological process: 'de novo' NAD+ biosynthetic process from L-tryptophan; quinolinate metabolic process. NCBI's taxonomy places the organism in Eukaryota, Metazoa, Chordata, Actinopteri, Sciaenidae.
ACAGCAGUGGUGAGUCGCCUUUUGCAGAGGAGAGGAACCUUUUGUCAGAACCAAAGUGGUACCAAAUAACAGCACUAACCAGAAAAACAGAACUCCUCCCCCACUUCUGCAUUUUGGACUUUCAGUCUCAGUGACACUGUUUAAAGCAGUCAGACCUUCAGAGUGGUCGGAGAGGCUUAGUUCUGCAGCAAAAAUGAGCAAUGCACCUAGUCCUGUGAAUGUCGAAAAAUGGAUUGCAGAGAACCAGAAUGCUUUUCUGCCACCAGUGUGCAACAAGCUCAUGCACUUUUCCCAGUUGAAUGUCAUGUUUGUUGGAGGUCCUAAUGUGAGGAAGGAUUAUCAUAUCGAGGAAGGGGAGGAGUUGUUCUAUCAGCUGAAGGGGGACAUGUGUCUGAAGGUGGUUGAAAAUGGCAAACACAAGGAUGUGCACAUCAAGGAGGGAGAGAUGUUUCUGCUGCCAGCUCGGAUCCCCCACUCCCCCCAGAGACAGGCCAACACUGUGGGACUGGUGGUGGAGAGGAGACGGCUGCUGACUGAGACCGACUGCCUGAGGUACUACGUGGACAACACUACGGCUAUCCUGUUUGAGAAAUGGUUUUACUGCCAGGAUCUCGGAACUGAAUUGGUGCCAAUAAUCAAAGAGUUCAUGGCAACAAAGCAGUUCAAAACAGGAAAACCAAAUCCGAAUGAAGUCUUUAGGGAACCUCCGUUUCAGAUGAACACCAUGAACGUGAUGUUGCCCUUCUCCUUCAAAGACUGGCUGGACAAACAGAGGCCAUCACUGGCCAACGGUGGGCCCAUCGACAUGUUCGGAGCUCAGUUUGAGACAGAGGCAAUGUUGUUUGGACCUGGGAAGGCAGAGGCAUCAGUACGACAAAGUGAUGUGUGGAUUUGGCAGAUGGAGGGUGCUUCAAAAGUAACUAUAAAUCAGCAGGAGUGCACUCUUUCUGCCGGAGACAGUUUACUCAUUCCUGAACAGACCCAGUACCGGUGGCAGAGAGAUGAAGGGACCGUCGCCCUGUUUGUGGUCCAAAACCCUGAGCGGAAAAGACCCUGAGCAUCACACACACACACACACACACACACACACACACACACACAUUUAAUAUACAGUUUCCGUGCAGGUGGGGAGAAGAACUCUAAUUAUAAAUUGUGUAAUAUCACAUACAGUAAGUAAAAUAAAUCAUGCACUCAUUUAAA